AUGACUACGUGCAAGAAGGUGAGGACGCUAGCGAGAAGAUCAUCCAGCCAUAGGUUUGAUUCAUGGGCAGAAGUGAGGAGGCGCGCGUUGUGGCCUACAGACAGAGUUGGGAUAGAGGAAUCUGCCAUGCGACCAAAGGGAAAACCCGGCAAGGUGAGGCACCGACUGCGGAUCACAACACACACAUGGGGGCGUGGAUUCUCGGUGCGACGCCAUAGGAUAACAACGACAGUUGAGAUCGACCGAGCGAGAGGAUAG
Messenger RNA from Prunus armeniaca (apricot), 258 nucleotides. Lineage: Eukaryota; Viridiplantae; Streptophyta; Magnoliopsida; Rosales; Rosaceae. The record is from the annotation of a GenBank genome assembly.